GCAUUUGUUCUAUGAACAUCACCCCAGAACCUCGGCAUCCAUCUCAAAGUUGGACACCUCCCUUACUUCAUGCCAGAUUCCAACACCACUGACUUCACCAACCCCUCCACCUUCAUCUUGCUGGGCAUCCCUGGCCUGGAGGGGAAACAUGUCUGGCUCUCCAUCCCCUUCUGCACCAUGUACAUCAUAACCCUCUUGGGGAACAUCACCAUCCUAUUAAUCGUGAAGAGGGAGCCGAGCCUCCAUGAGCCCAUGUACUAUUUCCUCUGCAUGCUGGCCAUCACUGAUCUGAUCAUGUCUACAUCCAUCCAGCCCAAAAUGUUGAGCAUCUUCUGGUUCAAUUCCAGGGAGAUCAGGUUCAGUGCCUGCCUCACCCAGAUGUAUUUUGUUCACUGCUUCUCUGUGAUAGAAUCUGGGAUCUUCGUGGCCAUGGCUUUUGAUCGCUACGUGGCCAUCUGUGAUCCCCUGAGACAUUCCACCAUCCUGACAAACCCUGUAGUGACCAAGAUUGGCCUGGCUGUGGUUCUGCGUGGAAGCGUGCUCCUUAUUCCCCAUCUCUUCCUGGCAAGGCAGUGGCCAUAUUGCAGAACCAACAUCAUCCCCCACUCCUACUGUGAGCACAUCGCCGUGGUGAAGCUGGCCUGUGCUGACAUUCCCAUCAGUAAUUACUACGGCCUCUCUGUGGCAUUUUUCAUUACCGGCCUGGACGUGUUUUUUAUUGCUCUGUCCUACACUCAAAUCCUCAGGGCCAUUUUUCACCUCUCCACAAAGAACGCCCGGCUCAAAACAUUUGGAACCUGCAGCUCCCACCUCUGUGUUGUCUUAGCUUUUUACAUCCCAGGUCUCUUCUCCUUCCUGACACACAGGUUUGGCCAGAAUGUGGCCCUGUAUUUCCACAUUCUCAUGGCCAACAUCUACCUCCUAUUGCCCCCCAUGCUAAACCCCAUCAUCUACGGGGUGAGGACCAAACAGAUCCGGGAAAAGCUCUUAUCUCCUCCAGGGUCCUUAAAUUUUCUCCUGGUGCUGUGA
Messenger RNA from Pelodiscus sinensis (Chinese soft-shelled turtle), 1029 nucleotides. NCBI's taxonomy places the organism in Eukaryota, Metazoa, Chordata, Testudines, Trionychidae. The record is from RefSeq and is a predicted model, not a curated record.